Hypomesus transpacificus is the source of this 2587-nucleotide messenger RNA. RefSeq lists its product as uncharacterized. The record is from RefSeq and is a predicted model, not a curated record. The coding region runs from base 650 to 904 and encodes 84 amino acids. The transcript has a single exon. Lineage: Eukaryota; Metazoa; Chordata; Actinopteri; Osmeriformes; Osmeridae.
UGUUGCAAUCUGAUGUUUUUACAUUGAAAUACAUUUUCUAAUCAUCAUCAUAAACAUUUUGCCGUUUUAAAAUAUAAGUGUGCUUGUUCUAUGGAUGGUUUAAUGUUUCACGCACUAGUCAAAUUCCAUUUUAUAUGGAACAACGUUUUUUUUUUAAUGAUUCCUGUCGGAUAGGUUUGUGUGAGUACCGUUGCUAUAGGCAGCAUCAUCAACGCAAUUUUUAAGGCUUGUCUAAAAACUAUGUGACAUCAGCUAGCUAGCCUAGCUAGCUGGGAAAAUGUUAUACUUUUCUGAAAAACAGCAGUAAGCUGCGAGAAGUGGAGUAGGCUACUCGACAGUAAAAGCCAGUUAGUGCUAACGUUAGCAGAAGGCUAACCAUAACCAUGCAAGACUGUUUUGCAGGCUGCUAUUAUUAGGAGUGUAGGCAUCAGCAUUUUUCACGAUUUGGGACGUCAGGAUCGGAUCGGAUCAGGUUUCGUAGCUGGCUCUUUAUUUGGUAGCAGCUAUGCAUCUGACAGUAAUCGUGAUUUGAACUUUCCAGGAAGGCAUUGAAAGGAUAACAUCAGCAACUCAGCACCUACGCAAGACCAUGCCCCGCCCCUGCCAAAGAUGAGCUAAAAAGGGACAAAGAGAGACUUGUAAUUGUAAGAUGUCGGAACGAUAUCCUUUGGCCGAGAAAGCUCUAUCCGAGGGUUAUGCCCGGCUGAGGUUUAGAGACACAUCGCUGCUCAUCUGGCAACAACAACAGCUGGAACUGGAACAGGCACCGCCAGCAAACUACCUCAGUCGGAGUCAGAGUACAUGGUACAGUCAAUACGGGAACCAAGCCGUCGUAGUACGGGAUAAAAACACCCUUGAUGCCGCUGAGACCAGCGGCCGUUCCAGGAUUUGUCUAAUUAUGUGACAGCUGUCACAAGAGACGUACUGAAAAUGUCCUUGGUGGUAAAUGACUGUGUCAGUAUGUGUAUCUGGUCAUGGGGGGUAAGCCUGGUUUGAGGCAUGCAUUACAGUGUUACAUAUUUCUUGCCUUCAUGUCAGAACACGUCCGCGGUACAUUCAUUGCAGUGUAAUAUUUUUGUAUGUUAUAUAUACAAUUUAUUUUGUAAAUAGUCAUGUUUUUACGUGUUUAUAUUUUGAAUGUUUCAAGCUAUCGUUUCAAACGAAGAUGUGCUACUAGGGCAUACCUCCAUGGACCCAUUAGCGACCCAAAAAUGAUUAUACAAUCUGGCUUCAGCACACUUGCGGGACAUGAAAGAAUGCAGAGGAGAAAAUCUACACGGGCCGUGAAAUAACCACUUUAACGAACUAUUACAACGUACAGUACUACACAUCAGUCAAACUUUCUGAAGAUCCAUCCAGGAUAACAGGAUCUAAUCCUCAUGUCACACAGGAGUGCUGAAACAGGGUUGACUACCACACGGUCAAUAAAACUUUAUUCGAAAAGGCAAAAAACUCAUUUAUACAAGUUUGUUUUGAAGCACAGGCUCUGCUGGCUUCCUUAGAGCCAGUCCAGUCAUGGAGCAUCACAGGCCUGGACUACAACAAGCUACUGGGCAACCAGACGAUGUUGUGGUGAUCAAGUCUCUGUAGGGCACGGUCACAAGGCAUCAGAGGUGUUCUACAGAGAACCACACAUCCACAGGUUACGUUUAUGUAGUUUAUUUAUGAAAACAAAGGAACUCAGAAAAUAAGGGAUCCCAUAGAAGUAAUUACAUCAGUUCAUUCAGCUUUGCUUGUCUGUUCUCCCCCAGGUGGCCUGGAGGUUAGGAUGAUGAUUCCUCCAGGGCUGUUGUCUGCACGAGAUACCAUACAGUGCUCAAAGAAUAUCUGAGAAAAGUUAUCAGUCGGAGUGCAUGCAAAUACAUAAAAUCAUUUAAUUAAAAUAUAAAAUCAACUAUAAAUUGACCAUGAAACUAAAAACAAAAAUGAGUGAAUAUGAUGAAAAGACUUCUACUCAUAUCCCCUUUCAUCAGUCAGCUAAUCCAGCUGAUGCUGUCUGUGUUGUGGGUCACCAGGCGUUGGGAAGUCCCCUCCUCUGGCCGUAGGACUGACGGGAGACAGUCACACUUAUCACGUCAGAUAAAACAGAGCCACGUCUGUCAUCAGUCACCACAGCUGUAUAACACAAGGUAUCAAACAAACAACCUGAAUACAUGAUUUGGAAUUUGGAAGGAAGACCAGAGAGCAAAUCACAACAUAGUUCACUAGCUUGAUUUACAAAAGGUCUCGCUAUGCUCAAAUAGAAAACAAAAAGAUGGGUGACAUUUACUUUGAACAGACUGUCAUGUGUCCUGUGUUCAGUAAACUAAUUAAGUUGUUUUUAUGUGUUUUUCACACAAAUACUACAGAGAACCAGGCUACAGUUAGUGUUUGUUACACCAGAAUAGGAAAAAAUGAAACAUUUCAAUAGAACCGCUGUCUGAUAAACAAACAAACAAACCAUUGUAUUACAUUCAGAAAUGACUGGUGGCAGUAAUGGCAGGUGCCAGGUUGUGGCACUGCCCCACCACUGGCAGAGAGAGGAGUGAAAGAGACAGGAGCUAGAGAAACAGCGAAUAAAGUAGGAGGAAAACCCUAGGGGAAAAAA